GGUUGUAACUUAUCUAAUUAUUCUCAUUGAUGAUGGUUCUGAGGGAGCCUAGGCUCCAGAAUCCAAUAAAAUUAUUAUCUAUCUAUCUAUCUAUCUAAGCGAAUAAUAAACAUACUUUUUUAUCAUUUUUAAAAUUUAUUUAUCACAACAUUCCAUUCAAUUACUUAGAAAUACAUUUGCAGAGAUCAGAUUAUCAAUACUGUUAAGUUAAUGAAAAAAAACAAUUACAAGUAUUCACGCAACCGAGUACAAACAUUACACAGCCCUUUCAGUCAUCAUUAUCUAUCCGUUACCAGCAAACGAACGUUUCUCAGCCAACAGAGCACGUUAUCUAAUAAAAAAAAUGUAUUUCAACCAACACGACUCAGCGUGUCACCGAAAUCUGGCUUAUGCUGAAUACGUUAUUUUGAAGAUGUUGGGUUUGUCACCCUGGAGCCUAAAUACUGUUCCAGCAAACAAUCCAAAAAAUAGAAGAGUCUCUAAUAGUUACAAGUUUUCAUGCCUCGGAUCGUUCUACAACAUUUUGUUAAUAACGACGGCAGUUCUAAUUCUUGUGUAUGUUUUGAAGACCAACAACUAUUCAACUGAAGAUUCAUCAGAAAUAAUCUUUUCCUUUGUAAUGUUACAAUUUCUGAUAUAUUUUAAUUUUAACUUGUUAAUUUUCUUUAUCGUAAUAUUAACUAUUGGACAAAAGAAGAUAAUAGUAAUUUUGAAUCAGUUAAAGUAUGUCGACGAAAGACUGCAAAAGUGCGCGUUUUUCAAAAUUGACAACUCAAACACGAUUCAUGUAAUUUUCAUAACGAAUCUCGUGAUUUCCUUAAGUUUUAUUAUAGUUCUUUGUUUUUAUCAUGAAAUAUAUAUGAUACCGAUUGUCUUCUCUCCGGCUCUUAUUUAUAAUUGUAUAAUUUUUCAAUACUCGAUGCUGCUGGACACGAUCAACAAGCGCUUCAAAAGUAUUAAUUCGACUCUAGCUAAGCUAGGUGACAUCAAAAGCUAUGAAGAUUCAACCAACACAUUGUCCGUCACUAAAAUGUCACUUCUGCGUGGGUCUUUGCUUUACGACAUAGUUAACUUAAAACUUGCUUACAUAAAACUAUGCGAAAUUUCCCAAAAAGUUUCUGAUUUUUUUGGACUGAAAAUUUUGCACGUCACUGUUUACAUAGGCCAAACAAGUACAAUUAUUAUUUAUUCUACUAUUUUGCAUUACUUAAAAACGUAUCAUAUUGAUUUCUUAAUGAUGAUCGAUUUAUCUAUUGUGGUUUGGAUGAAUAUUGCCAUCUUUGUAUUGACCAAUUACGUUACUAAGACCAUUAACGAGAGCACCGAAACACCGGUUAUAAUUAAUUAUCUGAUAGAUCGCUGCACAGUGGAUGAAAAAGUUGAAAAAGAGUUGGACUAUUUUUUAUACGAAAUCUCGUCUCAAAAAGUCGAAUUUACUGCCUACGGAAUUAUUCCAUUGGACCGCUCACUAUUAGCGACUAUGAUUGGUACAUGUGCAACUUAUCUAAUUAUUUGCAUCCAAUUCCGAUCAAAGUAAAAUACAAAUAAGUAAAACUUUUCCAUUUUUUGCCG
This is a messenger RNA of Cotesia glomerata, 1572 nucleotides long. RefSeq names its product putative gustatory receptor 28b. The coding region runs from base 344 to 1537 and encodes 397 amino acids. Gene Ontology annotation, biological process: sensory perception of taste. Gene Ontology annotation, cellular component: neuronal cell body; axon; dendrite. The record is from RefSeq and is a predicted model, not a curated record. Lineage: Eukaryota; Metazoa; Arthropoda; Insecta; Hymenoptera; Braconidae. The transcript has 4 exons.